This is a messenger RNA of Cottoperca gobio, 1410 nucleotides long. RefSeq names its product ectonucleotide pyrophosphatase/phosphodiesterase family member 7-like. The transcript is spliced from 5 exons. The coding region runs from base 1 to 1410 and encodes 469 amino acids. The record is from RefSeq and is a predicted model, not a curated record. NCBI's taxonomy places the organism in Eukaryota, Metazoa, Chordata, Actinopteri, Perciformes, Bovichtidae.
AUGCUGCUGCUCUGCCUUGCUGUCCUCUGCCUCACUGCCAGCUCUCCUUGUGAUGCUGCCCCACCAUGGAAGUCUGGGCUGCAGCCAGUUUUCACUGGGUCCGCCAGAAACAAGCUGCUGCUCAUUUCCUUUGACGGCUUCCGCUGGGACUACGACCAAGAUGUUGAAACCCCCUACCUGGAUAAGAUGGCCCAGGAUGGGGUGAAGGCAGUCUAUGUUACUCCACCAUUUCUCACCAUUACCAGCCCUUCUCACUUCACAAUGCUGACAGGACGUAACGUCGAGAAUCACGGAGUAAUCCACAACAUUUGGUUUAACACUAUCACUCAGGAGAAGAAGCAGUACUACAUGACUCAGUUUGUUGAUUCCUACUGGAACAACGGCAGCUUACCCAUUUGGAUAACAGCACAGAGACAGGGUCUAAAAGCAGGUUCUCUGCACUUCCCUGGCACAGCAGCCACCUACAAAGGGGAGACUGUGGGGGUAAGACAAGUUGAACCUCGUUUCUAUGAUCAUUCAAAUGAGACAGAUUGGAAGCUAAACAUCAACAAGGUGAUUGGAGAGUGGUUCCACCAAAAGGAUCAGGACUUUGUCUCCUUGUACUUUGGAGAACCAGAUUUGACUGGGCACAAAUAUGGACCAGAUUCCCCGAAACGUCGUGAGAUGGUCCAGCAAGUAGAUCGUACUGUCGGCUACAUCCGGGACAAGAUCCAAGACUAUGGCCUUACUGACAAGCUCAACAUUAUCAUCACUGCUGACCACGGGAUGUCUACAGUUCUACAGGAUGGACUAGUUGAGAAGAUCAUCCUCUCUAAAAUCCCUGGCUUCAGCUUCAAGGAUAUCCAGUUCCAACUGUUGGAUUAUGGCCCUGUUGGGAUGUUGCUUCCUAAAGAGGGGAUGCUGGAAAAGGUCUACGAGGCUCUGAAAGGAAGCCACCCUCAUCUUCAUGUGUAUAAAAAGGAGGAGAUGCCAGCUAGACUGCACUACAGUAACCAUCCUCGGAUCUUGCCCAUCAUCCUCAUAGCUGACCCUGGAUACAUUGUCAAUGGGUUCUUACCUGUGCACUAUACCAAAGGAGAGCAUGGCUUUGAUAACGAAGUUAUGGACAUGAAAGCAUUCUUCAGGGUGGUGGGGCCUGACUUUCGGAAAAACAAGAUUGUAGAUCCCCUUGACCUGGUUGACGUGUACCCUCUGAUGUGCCAUCUAUUGGGGAUAAACCCGGAGAUCAAUGAUGGACACCUGGACAAUACCAAACACAUGCUGGUUCCCAAGAAUAACACAGGAGGAGACAUCAACAAGAAGUAUAAUGGAAUGGAGGCGCUGAUUGGCUUCUCAGCAGUGAUUGGGUUUCUUGUGCUUUUGUUCAUCAUAACCACAUCCUACAACAUGUGUAAAAGGACCAGAGAAUAA